Aspergillus heteromorphus CBS 117.55 is the source of this 2589-nucleotide messenger RNA. RefSeq lists its product as uncharacterized. The coding region runs from base 82 to 2454 and encodes 790 amino acids. The transcript is spliced from 3 exons. The record is from RefSeq and is a predicted model, not a curated record. Lineage: Eukaryota; Fungi; Ascomycota; Eurotiomycetes; Eurotiales; Aspergillaceae. Gene Ontology annotation, cellular component: MIS12/MIND type complex. Gene Ontology annotation, biological process: chromosome segregation.
UAGUUCGCACAUUCCAGUGUCGUGAGAUCGUCGUCUGGGGAGGAAUCCACUUCGAUUGGACGCCAUAAAACGACAGCAAUCAUGACGGCCGACUCGGGGCUCUCCGCUCCUGGGAGCAGUACAUACUCCUCGAAUACUCUGCACGUGGGCGAUGGAACAUGGGACUCCGAGCGCGACACCUUCCUCCUUCCCAAUCUGAUGGGGAUCAACUUUGACACUAUGCGAUAUAAUGGAAUGGGAAACCGAUUCAAAGACAUGCCCGAGUACCAUACCCUGAUCAUCGUCCAUGGUGUCAUUGCCACGAUCGUCUUCCUAUUUCUAGUACCCAUAUCCGUCCUGAUCGUUCGAUACUACUCGCGAUGGAAUCCAUACUGGGCCUUCAAGCUGCAUGUGUGGUGCCAGGUCUUGACCCUGCUGCUGAGCACCGUGGUGUUCGUAUUCGGCUGGUUUGCUGUUGGUCCGGAGAGAAGCCUGACAAACCCACACCACGGCAUUGGUCUUGCAAUAUACGUCAUGGUCAUUUUUCAGGUUCUGUGGGGAUGGCUGGUCCAUAAGUUUGAGAGGAAUAAAAGACGCUACCAUGUCCCGUUGAAGCUUGUGAUUCAUCGAUGGAUUGGCCGCGCCCUCGCCAUUCUAGGGCUUGUUCAAAUCCCGCUGGGGCUCACCUUAUACGGCUCACCCAAGGUGCUGUUCAUCCUGUACGCGAUCGCCGCUUUCAUCCUCUUAGCAACGUUCUUCGUGCUCUCGUACUUGUACGACACAGAAGGGUACCACAUGGAGGGGGGCGACCACGAAAGCCGACUCAGCUAUGUCUCGGGUCCCUCAGCUGGUCCUGAUGACCGCCGUCACAGCAGCUUCGGCCGAAUGGCUGCAGCCGGAGCUACAGGGGCUGGUCUGGCUUCGUUUUUCAGACGCCGUCCCAGGGUGGUCAAAGAGCACGAAUACGAUGAGUCCGAGACAGCCUUAUCCGACGAGAAAUAUUCCGACGAAGGGCGGCGUCGUAACGGCUGGGGCAAUACACUCCUCAAGCUAGGUGCCCUUGGUGGCGGAGCCUGGCUUGCUAAAAAGUUCCUUGAUAGGAGACGAGAUCGAGACGAUGAUACGGACUCUGGCCGGUAUAGUCGAGCUCAUACCCGCAGUGACAGUAUGACCGAGGAAAGCCUGAGUAGGCUGGAAGACGGGCGACGACCGGAGCCAACCCAACGAACCCCUCUCACUCGACCGUCGAGUAGACCUCCUAGCAGACCUCCCAGCCGGCCCCCAAGCAGACCCCCAAGCAGACCGCCCAGCCGGCCACCGAGCAGAUCACCGAGCAGGCCUCCGAUCAGGCCACCAAGCCGGACACAAAGCCCAGGUUCGUCGUACUAUUACAACAGCACCUAUCUCUCCGAACGCCCCGAGCGAAAACCGUCCCACGGCAUUCGAGACGCCCUGCUAGGCGCAGGCGCAUUCGCGGCAAUCAAGGGCUUCUUCUCUCGUCGCAAGGGGGAUGCCGAACAACGUCGUGUGGAGGAAAUGCGUCGUCGAGAGAUGGAGGACGAACGGCUGGCCCGAGCCAACAGCAAGCGAAGGUAUCCUGGAGAAGGCUAUUACCCACGACACGGGCGGGAGACCUCAUUCACUGCGACCGAUCUCUCAACCGAGAUGACACGCCCACCACGCCGUCCACACGGGGACUCUGUGCUCUCAGAAGCCCCUGCCGCAUCUGGAGCAGUCGGUGGUGCGCCACGCUCAGAUAUACCACCCCCGCCAGGUCCGCCAAUCGAGUCAGAGCUAGUAUCAGAAGCGCCACGACCAGUGCCACCCCGACAUGACCCUUCCGAGUUUGCCUCCGGGGUAGCGGCCGGGACAGCCCUAGGCGCUUCGUCCGCCCACCGUCGCAGCCGCAGCCGCAGCCGACACCGCAGUAGCAGCCGACACCGCGAACCCCUCGAAUCUCCCCCCGUCUCCGUGAAACUGAAAAUGCACAACGAUGGCCGCCAUGUCACCCUCCGGAGACUGACGGAAGAAGAAGCCGCCGCCAGCCGCGAAGCCAGACGACGAGAACGAAGAAACUCCCGUCGUCGGGCCGGAAGCGCGAGCUCACUCUCCGGCAACGAAGGCGGCUCAUAUGACAGAUGGCGCCGUGUAGAGGAACUCGAACGCCAGCAACAGGAACACAUGCAACGAGAACAAGCCGCUGCCGCUGCCGCUGCAACAUCCGCUGCUCCAUCGUCGAGUAUGCCCCCCGCAACAUACUAUGCGCCGCCACCUCCCCAAAGUGGGAGCCAACUGCCGCAUCCACCUCCUCCCCCUGUGCCCUCCAGUCAUCCAUAUGGGUCAGGGAGCAUCGCGUCCCCCGGCACGUUCACCGGAACAGAAGCCAGUGGCGACUACGCCAACAACCGUCGACGCAGGCGAGCGGAAAGAGCUCGCGCACGGCAAGACAGACAGCAGAGUGUGGAGUUUACUUGAUGAGAGUGAUAUACAUGCCAUGUCAUAUCAUAUCUUCUCUUCUCUUCUCUCGAACAAGUUUACAGCACCCAUUCUCUUCGCAUCUGUACAGCACUUAUGAUGAUGAUCUCCCAUGCAUGCGAUAUAAUCUUUCUC